AUGUCCUCCAAUGUCUUGUCACUUUCCAACAAUACCAAAAGCACCCAAAUACUUUACUACACCUAUCUUCUCCUUCACAAAAAUGGGACCGUACUCCCUCUCGUUUCAGCAGCUGAUCUUCCAUCGACAAUCACGGUGCUUCCACCAACCGGACCCGGAACAAUAUCUCUGCUUCAGGAAAUCUCUCACCCAAGAUUUGCACCAGAGGUAUUGGAAACUACGCCGGCGCCAGCGGUAGCAUUUACACCGCAAAAUCCCCAUGGAUUGGUUCAGUAUCAGGGCCAAGGCAGAGAAACCCAAUCUUCGGGUUGUGAGAAAUCUGCCACUACCCCUGCAGGUAUAUUAUACUCUAAGAAGAGGAUGAAGGUGACGAUGGGUGCCAUAAAGCUCGGCCUUGCGCUUACUUCCAGAGAAGGAUUGGCUGCAGGCGUGGGAAAGACUGUUUCUACAUUCACGCCCCUCCCACGGAGAAAGUGCACAAAGACACUAGAGACGGCUCAACCAGUGAGUAUUGGGGGUAAAUGGAGGAGAGAAGAGAGUGAGGAGGUCGUAGCUGAAAAAGAAGAGAAUGAGGAAGAGUGUAAUAAUGAAGUUAGAGAUAAAAAGGACUCGCCGACACCACCACAACACAUCAAAACGCAUUGUACCUUCUUCUUGCGAUUCGGCGAAUGUGACUACUGGCCUACUUGUAAAUUCUCACACGAGCGGCCCGAAGGAAGCUGGAGAUCAAGCAGUAGGAAGCUUACGACGACAUUUCCUCAGAGAAGAUCGGGAAGUAAUUCUAUUUCUGGCUCUGAGCUAUAUGAAGAGAAGCCGAGGGAGGUAAGAGUGGGGAAGUUGAUCUCGUAUUGA
Molecule: messenger RNA, 852 nt
Organism: Morchella importuna
Lineage: Eukaryota; Fungi; Ascomycota; Pezizomycetes; Pezizales; Morchellaceae
Exons: 4
Coding region: 1-852 (283 amino acids)
Molecular function (GO): metal ion binding
Source: RefSeq, a predicted model, not a curated record